Drosophila sulfurigaster albostrigata is the source of this 1358-nucleotide messenger RNA. It is a transcript of the gene RnpS1, whose product is annotated as RNA-binding protein with serine-rich domain 1-B. The transcript is spliced from 3 exons. Lineage: Eukaryota; Metazoa; Arthropoda; Insecta; Diptera; Drosophilidae. Gene Ontology annotation, biological process: mRNA splicing, via spliceosome. Gene Ontology annotation, molecular function: RNA binding. Gene Ontology annotation, cellular component: cytoplasm; ASAP complex; nucleoplasm. Bases 162 to 1328 code for a protein of 388 amino acids. The record is from RefSeq and is a predicted model, not a curated record.
AUAACAUCGAUACUGUGUCGGUGUAAAAACAUCGUUGCAGGGAACGCCAUUGAAUAUUUUUCGACUUGAGUGUUUUAAAAAAGAGUUUUUUCGCUGAAAAUUAAAAAGAAUUUUGGCUACUUGUCACUGGUUACAAUCGCCAGUUAAAGUGUUAUUGAAAAAUGGCGCGUGCCCGGUCUCCCACCGCCGAGGGCGAAAAGGAAAAUAAAGAGAAGGAAGUGAAAGAGAAGGAUGCGAAAGCUACGACUACAUCUAAUUCAUCAUCGCGCAGAGAGCGGGAACGAAAGCGACGAGGCUCCGCCUCUUCUAGCAGUGACUCUAGCCGAAGUUCCUCGGGUAGCUCAUCAUCGCGCAGCAGCUCUGGCUCAGACUCCCGAUCCAGCUCCAGCAGCUCUAGCGACUCCUCCAGUUCCUCGUCCUCAUCGUCAACCGACACCGAUCGCAGCGAAAAGAACCGGCGACGUGGAGGUGGUGGUGGUGCUGCUGGCAAAGAUAAUUCGCGUUCGCCACGCAAAACAACCAAAUCGCCGCGAGCCAACAGCAAGGCACGUAAGGAAACUGAUCGCGACCGCACAGAGCGGGAACGUGACCGGGUGCAACGCAGUCGUAGCCGUUCAAGAGAUCGUGUUCGUCCGCGCUCCUCCAAUGAUCGCAGUGGUGGUGCUGGCGGCGGGGGCGAAGUGAAUAACGUGAAACGCGAACGCUCCCGUUCCGGUAGCCGUUCUCGUUCACCACGUCGACGUGGUGGCGGCGGCGGUCGCGGCACAGUUGAGCGUACGCCGCCGCCCAAGCGUCGGGAGCGCUCACGUUCCCGCUCGCGCAGUCGCAGCCGCUCCAGGUCGCCCACUCCGAAGCCAGUGCGCAUUCACGUGGGUCGCUUGACCCGCAACGUUAACAAAGACCAUGUGCUCGAGAUCUUUAGUAGUUUUGGCACUGUGAAGAACGUAGAGUUCCCUACGGAUCGUUAUCAUCCGAAUUUCGGUCGCGGAAUGGCGUAUGUGGAAUACGCCACCUCCGAGGACUGUGAGUCAGCCAUGAAGCACAUGGAUGGUGGACAAAUCGAUGGCCAGGAAAUCACAGUAUCGCCGGUAAUUGUCGCCAAACAGCGACCGCCAAUGCGGCGACCAUCACCUCAAAUGCGACGUCCACAAGGCGGACGCUGGCGAUCUCCGCCACAAUUUAAUCGCUUCAAUAAUCGUGGUGGAGGAGGCGGCGGGGGCGGAAGACGCAAUUCGCCUCCACCGAGAGGACGUCGAUCACCGCGACGUCGUUCACGCUCGCCAAUUAGACGCCGUCGUCGCAGCAACAGCUCAGACAGUUCCCGUUGAAGACCUUUUAACAAUGAUUAACUUUCGCGU